Puccinia graminis f. sp. tritici CRL 75-36-700-3 is the source of this 1353-nucleotide messenger RNA. RefSeq lists its product as uncharacterized. Lineage: Eukaryota; Fungi; Basidiomycota; Pucciniomycetes; Pucciniales; Pucciniaceae. The transcript is spliced from 8 exons. The coding region runs from base 1 to 1353 and encodes 450 amino acids. The record is from RefSeq and is a predicted model, not a curated record.
AUGUCUGCCACUCCAACCCACACUCGGUCCGAGGAGACUCCAGAACCCCCAUCUUCCGAACCCAAUGAACACAAUCGGAUCAUGGGGAACCUCCCCAUGACCCGCGUGCAGGUUGCCAAUUAUGGACCAACCCCGAUCUCCCCUCUGCCUACCCCAUAUGGGAUCGUCGAGCACUACCGGCCCUAUGACCGAGCUCAACGUCAACAAUGGUACCCUCGGCGUGCCGCAUCCACCAGAGGCCGACGCCGGUGGAGCACCCCACCACCAACCCGACCUCCUAGCCAGAUGCUCACCCGACACAUCCCUACCCCACACAAUGUCUUUGAUACUGAAGAUGAUGACACGGACGGGGUCUCACCCACAAAUCCCCCGGGCAAUGUCACACCAACAGCCCCACGGCCCGUACGGAUUAGCGCUGAUGACACCAUCGGCCACCUGCCAUUCAAUUUGGUCCGGCAACUUGGCCUUGACUCUGUUGAUGUUGAACUCGCCGACCGCCUGAUUGAUACCUCCCCAGAAUACAGGUGGCCAUUAAGCGUCCUUCUCAUGGUCUCCGCCCAACAAGGACCUGUGCGUCCAAUGGCCCCUCGGCACCGCCCUCGACCUACUGCCGAACCCCGCGCCGAUCCCGAAACAUUUGCUUUUGAAGACUCCUUCAAUCAUUCGGUCCAUCCUCCUGAAUGGGACCUUGGACUAUUACAGUCACCCAACGCACACCACCCCAACCCGAUCGGUCAACCACCCAAUGCACUUGAUGUUUUAAAUCUAGCCAUGCUUCCCCCAGGAUACACCUCCUCCGAUCCCAGCUCGAUUGCGCACCUCCAACGAUUAUUCAAAGAGAAUAUCACCGAGGAGAAAGCUCGCUUACGUCGUACAAUCAUGGUGAAGAUAUCACCUUAUUAUUCGGCCCACGGACCCAUCCCAAACCUUGACGACCUCAUGGCAUACGUAUGGCACAAACAAAGGCCUGACCCAGACCUGCAGCCGGCACCUCUUGAACCCCCACCCCCGGGGCGCCAGGUCGACCGUGUGCGAAUUGCACACACUCGACUACACAUGCUUAACUACAAGUAUGGCUGGCCAGUCCCCUCAUCUUCCAACUGGACAACAUUCGACCGCGACCUCCAGGCCCUUGCAGGUCGAGAUUCCAUAUAUCGGCAGGCCCAUGCCAAUGCAAUUCUGCUCAGAGAUACCCUGCUAUUUAAUGGCCUCAACACCCUUGCAAGUAUUCCUGAGCCUGACCGGCGUCUCCCCAACGAGCGGGAGAUCGACCACCAGAUCAUGAUGAUCGAAGUCGGGGCAACCCUCUUGGAUAUCGGAGAGCCUGAGCUUGGCCGGGAGCACGAAGAAUGA